CGCGCACAACGCAGUAAACGGUGUAGAGGCCAUCAAGACGACGACAUACGUUGGCCCCGCCUCCUCCCUCCGCCGCACCACCCAGUAUUGGCAGCCUCCCACCGUCCGCUCAUCCCUUGCGCGUCACCCACCAGCUUCCGCUCCUUUCCCGACCUCACCUUAUUUGCCCAAGAUGGACGAGAAGAGGAGAGAUGAGAACCUGGAGAUGGGCGAGAAACUGCCCAACGGUCACUUUGAAGCGCAGCCGAAACCCAUCAUCCCAAGCAUGCCGGCCGCAGCGAGCAGUCUCAACAACAACCCCACCAUCAGUAUCCUCGCCUACUGCGGAAGCAGUAUUCUGAUGACCGUCACCAACAAAUAUGUAUUGAGCGGCACGAACUUCAACCUGAAUUUCCUUCUCUUGGCCGUGCAGUCUAUUGUAUGCAUUAUUGCCAUUCAAAGCUGCAAAUCCGCCGGCGUCAUCACUUACCGUGACUUCAACACCGAUGAGGCUCGAAAGUGGUUCCCUAUCUCGCUACUGCUGAUCGGUAUGAUUUGGACCUCCACAAAGGCACUGCAAUUCCUCAGCAUUCCCGUGUACACCAUCUUCAAGAAUCUGACCAUCAUUCUCAUCGCUUACGGCGAGGUGUUAUGGUUUGGUGGCAGUGUUACUCCGAUGGCUCUGCUCUCUUUCGGUCUCAUGGUGCUCAGCUCUGUCAUUGCCGCAUGGGCAGACAUUCAGCACGCUUUGACCGCGUACAGUGGAGAUGCGGUGACUGGCGAGGCGGCUGCUAAGCUCAGCACGCUCAACGCGGGCUAUAUCUGGAUGAUGCUCAACUGCUUCUGCUCCGCCGCUUAUGUUCUUGGCAUGAGGAAACGGAUAAAGCUUACCAACUUCAAGGACUUUGACACGAUGUACUACAACAACCUCCUCUCCAUCCCCAUCCUGGUCCUCUGCUCGCUCUUCCUCGAGAACUGGAGCAGCGCCAACCUCAACCUCAACUUCCCGCCUGAAACCCGCAACUGGAUGAUCGCCACCAUGAUCAUCUCCGGUCUGUCCUCCGUCUUCAUCUCGUACACUUCCGCCUGGUGUGUUCGCAUCACAUCAUCUACCACCUACAGUAUGGUCGGCGCCCUCAACAAGCUCCCCAUUGCACUCUCUGGCCUUAUCUUCUUCGACGCACCAUUCACGCUGGCAUCUGUCAGCGCCAUCAUGGUCGGCUUCGUCAGUGGCCUCGUGUACGCGGUGGCGAAGAUGAGGCAGCCGAAGCCGGGCGCCGCCACGGGUACGCAGGAUGCAGGCAAGGGCGGUGUCCUGCCGACGACGAGCGCGAGUGUGCAGAGCAUGCGGGAUUCGUUGAAGUCGUAAAGCGGCCACUACGUACUGCCAUCGGAUCCUGCAUUCAGACGGCAGCGCGGCGGAUUAUGUCCGUGGUCUGUAAUAGAGGUUUAGGCGCAUCCAGCUGAUUGUGCGACGAUUGUGGAAGACUGAUCGGGCGAGUCCGGCUGGUUUGCGACGUAGUGGGCUCGAUCAUGAACGGCCUGGGCGACUCAAGCUACUAGAGUCAGUGCAGACACUGCGGUCUUGACUGAAACGGCGUUAGGACAUGGUUUAUACAAUAUCUGCAUAAGGGUAAAGGC
Messenger RNA from Baudoinia panamericana UAMH 10762, 1620 nucleotides. RefSeq lists its product as uncharacterized. The transcript is spliced from 3 exons. Gene Ontology annotation, molecular function: GDP-mannose transmembrane transporter activity; antiporter activity. The coding region runs from base 173 to 1348 and encodes 391 amino acids. NCBI's taxonomy places the organism in Eukaryota, Fungi, Ascomycota, Dothideomycetes, Mycosphaerellales, Teratosphaeriaceae. Gene Ontology annotation, cellular component: Golgi apparatus. The record is from RefSeq and is a predicted model, not a curated record.